AUGACAGAUUCAUUUUCUAAAUACUUCCCAAUACUCCUACCCAUAUUGAGUUUGUUAUCCUUUCUUCCACAGCUUCGUCAUUUGUGGAUCAGAAAGGAUGCGACCGGAAUCUCACUCUAUUAUGUUUUCUACAAUCUCAUCAGUGCUACAGAACAGUUAACCAUUACUUUUACCGCUUUGAUCAACAAUACACAAGGGUCAGACUUUUUUGUCCACGACCCCCCUACUACGGGGGACUGGAUCAAUCUGGGUCAAGUCACUGUGGUCUGGUUGCUAUCUCUUUUCUACUUUUUGGAAUGCCUAUAUCUCCCUUCCAAGGGUAGUCCUGGUCGCAAGCGCUUUGUCUUCGGCACCUAUGCCGCCUUUCUACUCAUCUCCUUGGUUCCGGCUUUCGUAAAUGCAAUCAGACUUAGCCGUGGCCUCGAAGAUCCAGACCACAGCUGGAAGCUCUCGUUAUUCCUUGGUUUACAUGUCUUAUUCUUGAAUUGGAUUGUGAUGCUUAUGGGUGUCAUCGCCGUGUACUGUCAAGCUCGUGAAAUUUUCUCGAAUCGCCUAUCGGCUCAAGCCUUUAGCAUCAUUGGGCUAGCAUCUCAGGCUGUCGUGUUUAUUGUAGUUGCUAUAACGUUGACUUUCCGGCUUCCUUUUCCAUACGAUAUGUUUGAUAUGUUGAGAAUUUCUGCCUGGGUCUCCUGGUAUCAGAUGGUUGGAUGGAUUAUCUUCGACAACGCCAUAUUCGCCGUCGGCCAAGCAGCAAUAUUGUGGCUAGUAACUCGACAUUCGGGUUGGUCACUAGCGACUAGUGACGAGAUCCAGCCUUUGCUCCAUGACUAG
Talaromyces proteolyticus is the source of this 831-nucleotide messenger RNA. RefSeq lists its product as uncharacterized. NCBI's taxonomy places the organism in Eukaryota, Fungi, Ascomycota, Eurotiomycetes, Eurotiales, Trichocomaceae. The record is from RefSeq and is a predicted model, not a curated record. The coding region runs from base 1 to 831 and encodes 276 amino acids. The transcript is spliced from 3 exons.